This is a messenger RNA of Lactuca saligna, 756 nucleotides long. Lineage: Eukaryota; Viridiplantae; Streptophyta; Magnoliopsida; Asterales; Asteraceae. The record is from the annotation of a GenBank genome assembly.
AUGGGAGACAUGGAGUUCGCUAAAGCUCAUAAUUCUGCAAUUUUUCUUGAAGAUCCUCCUGCAGCCCACGGUGACUUGAAAUUCAUUGUGGAUGGUUUGAAGAAAUCAUGCUUGGUUCAUUGCUUAACUACAACUCCUGCUAUAAACCAAAGUUUGUUCAAGGAUUUCUGUAGAAAUGUUGAUGUAAAGAAGAAUGAUCGAGGUGAAAAAUUUCUGGAAACAACAAUCGAAGACAAGAAAAUUCUAGUCACAGAAAGCAUCAUCAGAGAAUCUCUUCAAAUUGAGGACAGACCUGAGUACCUCAUGGAGAUUGACAUUCAUCAAAUUGAGAAAAUUUUAGAGCAUAUGGGAUACGAAGGAACUUUUCCUCCUACAAUCAAAAAGCUGCUUCCUCCAUGCUGGAAGCUUUUGGCUCAUGUGUUCGUGAGUUGCGUUUCUGGCCGGAGAUCAGGAGCUAACGAGAUUUCUCUAGCCAAUACUGGUGCCAUUGCUGCAUUGGCAGUAGAGGAUGUCAGAGAAGAAUCAGCAGAUCAAUCCAUGCCGAUGGAAAAUGAAGAUACUCAUCACUCUCUCUCCGAGCCUGUAGUGGAGGAGAUUCAUCACUCUCCCACAGCUUGUGUAGCUGAUGAGCAUGAUUAUCAGAAAGCAAAUGAUUCAAUAUCUUCUCGAGGGGAUGAUGACGAUGGUCUUUAUGAAGAUGUAGAGUUUUUGAAAGAAAUCGACUUUACAGGAAUCAAUGAUGACAUUUGGUUGUGA